Esox lucius (northern pike) is the source of this 2832-nucleotide messenger RNA. RefSeq names its product transmembrane protein 59-like (gene tmem59l). Lineage: Eukaryota; Metazoa; Chordata; Actinopteri; Esociformes; Esocidae. The transcript is spliced from 8 exons. Bases 141 to 1163 code for a protein of 340 amino acids. The record is from RefSeq and is a predicted model, not a curated record.
UGCGUGAUGAUGUUUGAAGUGACGACACCACGAAACCAUGGGACAAAAGAUUACUGAAGCAGAUAGAUAUCAGGCUGGAAGCAACAUCCAUCCGACCUCCGGUGUUCGUCCAAGCUGUGGUGAUAAAAUCCGUCUUUGAAAUGCUUCAGUUCAGCGUCAGGUUGUGCGGUGUCUCCACUGUCGUCUCGCUGCUUCUUGCGGGGCUGGCGGCUGGGUCUUCUGAUCUAUUUGACAACCAACUAGGCGACAUCAAUUACUGCAAAAAGCAAUGCCAGAUCACCAUCAAAAACAAAAGUCCAGCUAAAGACUCCAUACUGAAUGCAUGUCACCGUGGUUGCCGUCUCUACUCCAUCUGUCAGUUUGUCAAUGGCAAUGCUGGCUUCAACACCAGCCGAGAGGAGUGUGAAGGAGCCUGCCAGGAAGCUUACAGCAAGUUGCUGGAACAGGAGGCAUGCAGUACUGGUUGUACCAGCCAGCCCUCUGAACCAGAGAUCAAGAGGAGGAAGCUGAAGGCCAUGGCGCACCGUCCCAAGCCCCCCUCUGUGAUGGAGACUGUGUCCAGCUGGUGUAACGACAUUGUCAGCUCUGCUCAGAGCUUCAUCUCCUCCACCUGGACUUUCUACCUGCAGGCUGACGACGGCAAGGUGGUCGUCUUCCAGAGCCAGCCGGAGAUGGAGUACACUCUGCCGGAGCUGCAGGCUCCCCGCUCCAGUGUGGCAGACACGCCGUGGCCUCAGGUCCACUCCCACACACAGAGACCCCACGGAGUUAAAGGGCAUGGGGAGAAGGGAGUAGCCAGGGGAGGAGGAAAAGGGAAGCACCCAGCGGUCCAGCAGCAUGCAGAGGACACCAGCGCUGAGCAUGACUUCCUGGGCUGCAUGUCAAGGCGCUCCGGGCUGCCGCGCUGGAUCCUAGCCGCCUGCCUCUUCCUGUCCAUCAUGGUGAUGCUGUGGCUGAGCUGUGCCAGCCUGGUUACAGCACCAGAGCAGCACAUCAAAACACAGCUGAGUAUCAACGGAGACAAGGAGUUUCUAGAUGACGUCCAGAAAGUUAGCCCCUACCACCUUAGUCCCGUGAUCGCUGUAGCCAUCGACCAACCAGAGGAAAGCGAGGAGGCGGGACCAGUGCCAGUCAAGGUUGACCUAAACAAGACUUCUCUCUAAGGGGACCAAUGUGAUUGGUCCUCUAGUGUCUUGGUUAACAUUAUCGUAAAAUGCUCCCUCAGAGAAAAAGGGUGGUGGGGCAGAAACACAAAUAUUGUUUUUCUUUUAUAAAUGCAUGGCCCCAUCUCUUCAGUGUUGUUUUCUCUAGUGAGUCUGCCCAUCCGAUAGCUUGUUAUGUUUGUCACUGUGUAGAAUACUCUUUUUCAAGAUUCAUACUGUCCAUUGGUAGAUCUCACUAAGAGCUUGAAGAUCAGUUUGUCACCACCUUCUUCUACAUAUCGUUUUAUAUAUGACAGUGCAAUUGCUUAAGGCUUCCUUAAUAGACAGUGUAACUAUAUUAAAUGUAACUACUUUGAUCCGCCUAUGAGAAAGUCAAGGAGAAAAGGUGAAUGUAAGCUUAACGCUUUUCUGGCUUUUGAUGUCAAGGGGGGAAAGGAAAGGACAAGGACUAGAAUUCAGAUUGAAGGUGAAUUACAAUUUUCCUCAUGCUCUUACAUUUUUUUGGAAUUAAUUGGUGACUUGCAAAGAGAAAAGGUAUUGAGAUGUUCAAAAUGCUUUGAAAGCUACAGUACAUUGUGAACACUGCAGGGGACAAUAGCUACCAGUGUUCACCUUUGAUGCUCUGCUUGAUCAUCACUAACGUGAAAUAUGAGAAGCAAAUAACACCUAAGAGAAGGAAAUAAAUUGUAUUUAUAAUUUUCCUCACACAAUGCAUGAAAGGGAAUUCAGAGAUCAGAUGUAAUACUCAUAUCAUUGAAUUUGACAUUUGGCAGAAAAAGGAUAUGAGCUAAAAUGAUAUUUGGCACAGCCUCCGCUAAGUGUGUGUGUCUGUGUGUGUGUGUGUGUGUGUGUGGUGUGUGUGUGUGUGUGUGUGUGUGUGUGUGUGUGUGUGUGUGUGUGUGUGUGUGUGUGUGUGUGUGUGUGUGUGUGUGUGUGUGUGAGGAAAAUCACAGUAAUUGGUGCUGAAUUAAACUGGAAGUGAACCACCCAAUCAUUGUGUGUAUUUACGUAUGCCUUUUUGUAUUUAUUCAGAAUCAAUAAAUGUAAAUGCUCAUCUAUCCAAAUCUAUCAUAGUGCAACGACUGUAAUAUGACAUUGUACCCCUUUUAUUAUUACUAAAUAUCCUCAAGGAUUAGACCUAUAAGCUCUUACGCUUUUACAUGUGCCAAUGCGCUUUAUAAUAGUAGACUGUUUUGUACAAGCACAUAGCAAAGGGAUGACCAAUGUGAUACACAAUGCAAGGCUUUUAGAAUAGACCUUUGUUAUGAACUUAAAUAAUCAAUGAGAUUUCAGUCCUCUCCUCAGUGCUGUUGAUGUCCAGUAAAGCUACUGUACCUUUUCAUUUUGCUUGGUCACUGUGCAUGCUAGUAUGCUACAACACAGUAAAUAAAGCCACUCAUUUCAAUAUGGCAGGAAACUAAUGUAGACUUAUGAUUUUUUUGGUUUCUGUUAAAUGUUGAAUAGGAUGUUAUGUUAUCAUUAUAAGCUCAUGAUUUAAGGAAAGAGGCAGUAUGGACUUACUGUGCAUAUAUAAGCCAUUCAAAAUCCAUCCUGUGUCUAGUGAAGGUUACACCUUAACGAUUGGAGUUUCAAACUGUAACAUUUUAAUUUAUUCGUUUUUAAUUAAAGACAUGACAUGAUGAAUAAAGUGUUUUCAUGUUAAACAAGG